Molecule: messenger RNA, 729 nt
Organism: Neofelis nebulosa (Clouded leopard)
Lineage: Eukaryota; Metazoa; Chordata; Mammalia; Carnivora; Felidae
Product: proline-rich protein HaeIII subfamily 1-like
Exons: 1
Coding region: 1-729 (242 amino acids)
Source: RefSeq, a predicted model, not a curated record
AUGGGGCCAACCCACCGCCCGCCGCGGCUAAUUGGGGCGCGUGCCGCCGCCAAGGCUACCGCCGCGGACCCCAGACCCCGGCGCCAGCUAGGGCCUGGACCCGGACCCCGACCCGGACCCCGACCCCAGACCUCGCACCCCCGCGCGGACCCGGACCCGGACCCGGGGCCCCGGCUCGCCUUGGAACUCGGACCCGCACCCGGACGCAGACUGAGACCCCCGCCCCCGGACCCCGGCUGGGCUCAGGACUCGGACUCGGACACGGACCCGGGACCCCUGCUCGGAUCCCGAUCUCUGCCCCACGCAGACUCCAGACCUCGGUUCGGACCCCGGCCCGCGCCCUGCCCCGCCGAGGGCCCGAUCCCCGGCCCAGGUCGACCCGGCCGCAGGCUGGGACCUCAGCCUCCGCUCUCCGAGGGGUGCAGACCCCAGGCCCCAGACCCGCUGCAGACCCGGCCCCGCGCCGACCCCGCCCGCCUCCCUGUGUCGCGAGCCCGGGGGCUGCCAGGAGGAGGCGCUCGCAGGCCUCCUCGCCGCCGGAGCAGGUGCGGACGCAGUCGUGUCCCCCUACCCAGCCCCGACCCGCUGCAGGAGACUAGCCGCGGGCGGCAGAUGCGCCGGGUCCGCGGGCAGACCCUAGACCGCCACCGCAGCGACGUGGGUGCCUGUCCCCCUGGGAGAAGGGCCCCGGGACCCCAACAGAAGCCACCUCUAUGCAGCGCCCUUUAG